AAAGUACUAAUUUUAGCUCGCUGAAAAAAAUUAACAUCAAGAUAUAAGUUUUCAUAAUACAAGUUGUAUAGUGUAUACAAAUGGAUGUCGAUUUAUAAUCGAUUAUAACUAUUUGCUUCUCAUCGGGAGUUAUUUUCGCUUUGCUAAACAUGACCGCAGAGAACGAAAGGGAAAUAUAUCAUAAAUUAGAGGCCAUGAAGGAGAUUAGAAAUAAAACCAUAACUCUGGAGCGACUAAAGCGUAGUAUACUUAACGAGGUGCGAUCAGGCGACCAAGAGGGUCGCUGUCUGGCGCAGUACAAGCGAGAGAUGGAGCUGCUGCAGCAGGAGAAGAUGAGCCAUGUAGAGGAAUUGCGCCAGAUACAUGCUGACAUUAAUGCUAUGGAGACUGUGAUAAAACAAACGGAGGAGAGCAUGUCACGCAAACUGACCAGCGCCGCGCGUCUCCACGAGGACUACCGCCCGCUCAAACACGAGGUGGACCUGCUGCGGAGACAGUGUCUAGGACUGGACAGGCUGCCCGAGCUGCACGAGGAGGAGGGCAGCCCCGUCACGCCAGAUCGUUUCCCGGCGGGUCUGUCGGGGUCACGGUCCCUAUCCGUGGGCGCUGCGGUGGGCGCGGUGGGCGCAGUAGGGGCGGCGGGCGCGGGGUCUUUCCUGGCUCCGGCUCCCCGCAAGCCUCCGCCGCCGCCGCCCGCGUUCAGGUCUGCUCUCGACCAAGAUUUCCUAACCGUCUCGCUCAGACAGCAGCCGCCGCCGAUGAAGUCCUGCCUGUCGUGUCACCAGCAGAUCCAUCGUAACGCGCCCAUCUGUCCUCUGUGUAAGGCGAAGAGUCGCUCCAGGAACCCGAAGAAGCCGAAGAAGAAGUGAACCGCCCGCCCCGCCCGCCCUCGCCCGCCCUCGCCCGCCUCCACCAGACGUCGGAUAUAUCGAGAUGAUAUCGGACUCGAUUGUUUAGGCAGAAACUCGUGUCGCCGACCCGCGGCGCGAGUCUGCGUCCGGACAAGUCUGUUAUAGUUUAGAUUUUAGAUGAAGUGAGCCACAAAAAGUCUUUGUAAAUAUGGCUGCGUGUACGUUUGCGUUUUUAACGAAUGUAAUAAGUGUAACAGAUCUGCCGCUUAGAGUUAUAACAUUAUGAUUAAGAAAUGAGCUAGUUAAUAGUGAAAGUUGUAGCUGCCGUAGUGGCCUGUACCAGGAGCUGUCGGAGCCGUCUCGCGGCGCGCGUCGCCCCUAACAUAUCAUAAGCAGCUCGGUUCGUGCGGACGUGGAGCUCUCGCCACGAUGUAAAUAUUGUAAUACUUGUGCCAUGUUUGUUGUUCGUUGUGUAAAUAUUCAUGACAUAGAUUAAGUAGGUUUAAUACAAAUCAGUAUCUACUCCGUGUGUGCGAACUGUGUUCCCCGCCCGAGCCGGGGCCAGCCCGCUCCGUGCUGUCCUGAUCGCCGAGCCGCGUGAGGGAGGACACGUUUUAUAAUAUAAUACUUUGAUGUCGGCGGUGUGUA
Messenger RNA from Danaus plexippus (monarch butterfly), 1499 nucleotides. Its product is annotated as zinc finger C4H2 domain-containing protein. Gene Ontology annotation, biological process: positive regulation of neuron differentiation. Bases 150 to 869 code for a protein of 239 amino acids. The transcript is spliced from 6 exons. Lineage: Eukaryota; Metazoa; Arthropoda; Insecta; Lepidoptera; Nymphalidae. The record is from RefSeq and is a predicted model, not a curated record. Gene Ontology annotation, cellular component: nucleus.